AUGUCUGAACCUGAUACCUCUACCAAUGUGUACAAACACGAGAAGGAUAUUGUCAAAGACGAUACCAAUGGCCUUGAACCGAUAGCGACCAAAGGGGAAGCGGGCGUAGGAGAACUGGAAGAGACCAGAAAUGGUCAAUUUCAUCGCUCGUUCUCGGCCCGCCAGGUCCAUAUCAUUUCUUUAGGAUCCAACAUCGGCAGUGGUGUGUUCAUCGCCACUGGAAAAGCCCUGGCCACCGGUGGGCCAGGCAAUAUGGUCAUUGCCUACACUAUGGUCUGCACGUGUGUAUGGGCUGUGCUUCAAUCACUCUCCGAGAUGACCAUCGCGUUCCCCGUCUCAGGAAAUUAUAUCGACUAUGCGGAUCGUUGGGUCGACCCAGCUCUGGCUUUUGGUGCAGGAUUUGCAGAGUGGCUUGGUUGGACGGCCAUCGUCGCAUCCGAAGCAGGAUUCUUCAACGUGUUGGUUCAAUAUUGGGCUGAAGGGUCUAUUCCAUUGGCCGCGACAAUCACUAUCUUCUUGGUCGCCUGCCUGGCCAUUUUCGUUCUGCCAAACAAAGUCUUCGCUUGGUUUGAAUACGUGACAUCUUUGAUCAAAAUCGUUAUCUUCCUCAUCAUCAUCGUUCUGUCUUUGGCGCUUGUUCUAGGAGCUGGACCUAAGGGCUCUAUACAUCAUGGAGAGACUUGGACCACACUUCCCCCAUUCCUCAACGGAUUUUCUGGAUUUGCCAACUGUGCACUUCUUGCCACAUGGGCUGUUGGCGAUCAAGUGUUUAUUGGUAUUAUGGGCGGAGAAGCCGAAAGUCCCCGAUUCUCCAUGGCCCAUGCGACGAAGCUCGUACCAUUCCGAGUCAACUUUAUCUAUGUGAUCAGCGUUGUCUUCAUCACACUAUUGGUCCCAUCAGAUGAUAAUCGCUUAUUAGGCGGCAGCGGUGUCGCAGCCUCGCCUUUUAUUAUCGCCGUUCAAAAUUCCGGAAUCCCAGGCAUUCCCUCGCUGUUGAAUGCGGGAAUGAUAUGCGGUGUUCUGGCGAUUGCUGCUGAGGCUGUAUACCUUUCGUCAAGAAUCUUGAGAACCAUGGCUCAUCAGAAACUGAUUUGGGAAGGCCUUGCCACUGUAGACUCUAGGGGGCGUCCCAGAUUGGCAUUGAUAAUUACCUCGCUGGUCGCAGUGGUCUUGGGAUACAUCCAAAUUGCCGCUGGUGGUCUGACCGUUUUGAACUGGUUGAUCUCAAUCACCAGUGCCUCUUUCUUUACCAAUUGGAUCAUCAUUUCCUUUGUCAACUGGCGAUUCCAUCGCGUGCUGAAAGCACAGAAUGAUCCGCUUUUCACCGAGAUAUACGCCUGGAAAUCCUCACUAUGGCCCCUCGCACCGGCAUGGCUGAUGUUUAUCUCUAUCUUCCUGCUGGUUUGCUGUAUAUUCCUUGGCAUUAAACCUCCUGGAGGUACCGGCUUUACUCCGUCAAACUUCUUCCAAUACAUCCUCGGAAUUUUGAUCAUCUUCGGUUUCACCCUCGGAUACAAAGUUAUUUACCGAACUCCAUGGCGAGAUCUGAAGACUGCGGAUUGCAGAACUGGUCGACGUCCCUUGUCAGUUGAAGAAAUAGCUAUGCUUGAUGAUUACUACCGACAACCGGCCUGGCGAAGGUUCCUAACUUAUGUUCAGCUAUGGUAA
Messenger RNA from Penicillium samsonianum, 1668 nucleotides. RefSeq lists its product as uncharacterized. The record is from RefSeq and is a predicted model, not a curated record. Gene Ontology annotation, cellular component: membrane. Gene Ontology annotation, molecular function: amino acid transmembrane transporter activity. Gene Ontology annotation, biological process: amino acid transmembrane transport. The coding region runs from base 1 to 1668 and encodes 555 amino acids. NCBI's taxonomy places the organism in Eukaryota, Fungi, Ascomycota, Eurotiomycetes, Eurotiales, Aspergillaceae. The transcript has 7 exons.